This is a messenger RNA of Sciurus carolinensis (gray squirrel), 2250 nucleotides long. RefSeq names its product CDC like kinase 3 (gene Clk3). Gene Ontology annotation, biological process: protein phosphorylation. Lineage: Eukaryota; Metazoa; Chordata; Mammalia; Rodentia; Sciuridae. The transcript is spliced from 13 exons. The record is from RefSeq and is a predicted model, not a curated record. Gene Ontology annotation, molecular function: ATP binding; protein kinase activity. The coding region runs from base 468 to 1940 and encodes 490 amino acids.
CAGGUAUGCCACAUCAUCCUGCUCAUCCACAGGGAACUGUUUCAUCCUGACAGACUAUUGAAGAGAUGUGGCAGCCUUGGUAGAUUUGUCCAAAAUGUGCUUGAUCAGGCAAGCCCAGGACUGCCCAGGAUGGGAGACUGGCUAUGGCCAAAUGGAGGCUUGGAAAGAGGCUUGCCAAAUCUCUUGCUCAGCCAUCCUGUGGAAGUAAUGUCAGAAGCUUGGAUGUAGGUGGAACAGGGAGCUGGCUUCACAUUACCCACCUUUCUUAGCUGGUGGCUAAUCCAGUCUGACUCCUGUGGUGGAUAUAAGUUGCCACUGACCAGGGAUAUUUAGGUGGGGCCCUGCCUCCCUGUGCAGACAGGCUUGCCAGGUAGCUAGUCCUCUAGCUGCUCCUGAGAUGGGCCUAGGAUAGGGUGCGAGAGCAAGGGAGCUAGAAGAGGGCAUGGUACCUGUAUUUUUGGGGAAAGAUGCAUCACUGUAAGCGAUACCGCUCCCCUGAGCCAGACCCGUACCUGAGCUACCGCUGGAAGAGGAGGCGGUCUUACAGUCGGGAACAUGAAGGGAGACUGCGAUACCCAGCCCGAAGGGAGCCUCCACCCCGAAGAUCUCGGUCCAGAAGCCAUGACCGCCUGCCCUACCAGAGGAGAUACCGGGAGCGUCGAGACAGUGAUACAUACCGAUGUGAAGAGCGGAGCCCAUCCUUUGGGGAGGACUGCUAUGGAUCUUCACGUUCUCGUCAUCGGCGGCGGUCACGGGACAGGGGGCCAUAUCGAACCCGAAAGCAUGCCCAUCACUGCCACAAACGCCGCACCAGGUCUUGUAGCAGCGCCUCCUCGAGAAGCCAACAGAGCAGUAAGCGCAGCAGCCGGAGUGUGGAAGAUGACAAGGAGGGCCACCUGGUGUGCCGGAUCGGCGAUUGGCUCCAAGAGCGAUAUGAAAUCGUGGGGAAUCUAGGUGAAGGCACCUUUGGCAAGGUGGUGGAGUGCUUGGACCAUGCCAGAGGGAAGUCUCAGGUUGCCUUGAAGAUCAUCCGCAACGUGGGCAAGUACCGGGAGGCUGCCCGACUAGAAAUCAAUGUUCUCAAGAAAAUCAAGGAGAAGGACAAAGAGAACAAGUUCCUGUGCGUCUUGAUGUCUGACUGGUUCAACUUCCACGGUCACAUGUGCAUCGCCUUUGAGCUCCUGGGCAAGAACACCUUUGAGUUCCUGAAGGAGAAUAAUUUCCAGCCUUACCCCUUACCACAUGUCCGGCACAUGGCCUACCAGCUCUGCCACGCCCUUAGAUUUCUACAUGAGAACCAGCUGACCCACACAGACUUGAAGCCAGAGAACAUCCUGUUUGUGAAUUCUGAGUUUGAAACUCUUUACAAUGAGCACAAGAGCUGCGAGGAGAAGUCAGUGAAGAACACCAGCAUUCGAGUGGCUGACUUUGGCAGUGCCACCUUUGACCACGAACAUCACACAACCAUUGUGGCCACCCGUCACUAUCGCCCGCCUGAAGUGAUUCUUGAGUUGGGCUGGGCACAGCCCUGUGAUGUCUGGAGCAUCGGCUGCAUUCUCUUCGAGUACUACCGGGGCUUCACACUCUUCCAGACCCAUGAAAACCGAGAGCACUUGGUGAUGAUGGAGAAAAUCCUAGGGCCCAUCCCAUCACACAUGAUCCACCGUACCAGAAAGCAGAAAUAUUUCUACAAAGGGGGCCUUGUUUGGGAUGAGAACAGCUCUGAUGGCCGGUAUGUGAAGGAGAACUGCAAACCUUUGAAGAGUUACAUGCUCCAAGAUUCUCUGGAGCAUGUGCAGCUGUUUGACCUGAUGAGGAGGAUGUUAGAAUUUGAUCCUGCCCAGCGCAUCACACUGGCGGAGGCCCUGUUGCAUCCCUUCUUUGCUGGCCUGACCCCUGAGGAGCGGUCCUUCCACACCAGCCGCAACCCCAGCAGAUGACAGGAGCAGGCCCAUGCUCAAGGAGAGGGAGAGCGGGACUGGGCUGCCAGCCCCUUUUCUCCAGCCUCUUCCACCGGGCCUCAGCCAGAGCCACUCGAUGAACAGUGCAAUGUGAAGGAAGGCAGGAGCCUGCAGGGGAGGAGACUUGGUGCCCAGCUGCCAGAAAGCACAGAUUUGACUCAAGCUAUUUAUAUGUUGUAAAGUUAUAAUAAAGUGUUUCUUACUGUUUGUAACCCCUGGUACCAGUGUGUCCAUCUCCAGGCUCCUUCCUUGUCUUCUCCCUUCCCUGACCUUAUUAAUAAAGUCUUUC